This is a messenger RNA of Daucus carota subsp. sativus, 810 nucleotides long. RefSeq lists its product as uncharacterized. The transcript has a single exon. Gene Ontology annotation, cellular component: membrane. NCBI's taxonomy places the organism in Eukaryota, Viridiplantae, Streptophyta, Magnoliopsida, Apiales, Apiaceae. Bases 1 to 810 code for a protein of 269 amino acids. The record is from RefSeq and is a predicted model, not a curated record.
AUGCCGAAAGAUCUGAAAACCCUGCAAAUUAAGGAGCUUCUUAUCUCAGCUAAUCCUUCUAUGGUUAAUGAGGAUGUCGCAGCCACUAUGACUAGCACAGUAGCUGAUGAUAACAUAGCAGCUGAUGAUGAUGAUGACGGCAUAAUCAACCAGGUAAAGAAGUGGUGGAAAAGGAGGAAAACGUUUACCAUCUUCCAAAAGAAAUCUGAAGCAAGAGAUGAGUAUGUGCUUCUAGCAGCCACCGUAAUAGCUGCCAUGUCUAACCAAGCAGCUAUUAACCCUCCUGGUGGAAUCGCGGGAGUGGACGCUACAGAAGUUUCAGCUCCUGACCCUUAUGAGCAGGUUUUUUGGCUUGAACCGGCAGCUUCACUUCUAGCCUACUUCUAUCCUUCACUGAGUAACGCGUUUUGGAUAUCGAAUACCAUCUCGUUCAUGGCUGCUCUAGGUAUCAUAUUUCUUUAUGUAAGUGGCGCAACUCUGAAACAGAAGCUCUUCAUUUGGCUUAUUCGGGGAGCCAUGUGGAUUACUCUCACAGCAAUGGGUGUGGCCUAUGCCUGUGCAGUGCUUGCCACCACCCCAAGUACUGUUGAUUUAAAUGACAAAACGCUUCUUGCGGUCUUUUACGGACUGUGCGCCUGGAUGGGAUUGAUUCUCCUAUCCAUGUCAGUCGUUACCUUUCGUGCCGUUCGCUAUUUUGUGAGACGAACUAAGAGGAAGCGUGAUGCGAGGAAGAAGACAUAUACAAGCAGAGACCCCGUCCCCCUCGCAUCGCGAAAUACUCAUGUGGUCUCUGUCACCUCUCAAACCUAG